Trichechus manatus latirostris (Florida manatee) is the source of this 1561-nucleotide messenger RNA. RefSeq names its product solute carrier family 25 member 3 (gene SLC25A3). Bases 264 to 1379 code for a protein of 371 amino acids. The transcript is spliced from 7 exons. The record is from RefSeq and is a predicted model, not a curated record. Gene Ontology annotation, biological process: mitochondrial phosphate ion transmembrane transport. Gene Ontology annotation, cellular component: mitochondrial inner membrane. Lineage: Eukaryota; Metazoa; Chordata; Mammalia; Sirenia; Trichechidae. Gene Ontology annotation, molecular function: phosphate transmembrane transporter activity.
UGAGCCGCAGCUUUUCCGAGAGAGCGGACGGGUGUUCGCCAUCUUAGGGAGUGAGUGUGACCCGGCCUUCCCACGGUGGGUGCGGGGAGCGGAGCUCAGAGACCCUGUGGGACCACUGUCUUGGCUGUAGGCCGGCUUGGGCGCGGGUUACUUUGGGGAUGCGCCGUGACCUCCUCAAGGGCGCGGAGACGGGAAGAAGUCUCGGAUCGGAGUCCCAGGGCGCUGGUGACAUUGCCUGGCUUGACUGACCCCCUCGCCUUCCAAUGACUGCCGCUCCCUCUUCCCCUAGGAAGAUGUUCUCGUCUGUGGCGCACCUGGCACGGGCUAACCCUUUCAACGCGCCGCACUUGCAGCUGGUGCACGAUGGCCUCUCGGACCCGCGCAGCAGCCCCGCCGGGCCUCCAGGCCUGCCCCGCCGCUCCCGCAACCUGGCAGCCGCCGCUGUAGAAGAGUACAGUUGUGAAUAUGGCUCCAUGAAGUUUUAUGCGCUAUGUGGCUUUGGUGGGGUCUUAAGUUGUGGUCUGACACACACUGCUGUUGUUCCUCUGGAUUUAGUGAAAUGCCGUAUGCAGGUGGAUCCCCAGAAGUACAAGGGCAUAUUUAAUGGAUUCUCAAUUACACUUAAAGAAGAUGGUUUUCGUGGUUUGGCGAAAGGAUGGGCUCCGACUUUCAUUGGCUACUCUCUUCAGGGGCUUUGCAAGUUUGGCUUUUAUGAAGUCUUCAAAGUAUUAUAUAGCAACAUACUUGGAGAGGAGAAUGCCUAUCUCUGGCGCACAUCACUGUAUUUGGCUGCCUCUGCCAGUGCUGAAUUCUUUGCUGACAUAGCCCUGGCUCCUAUGGAAGCUACUAAAGUUCGAAUUCAAACCCAGCCAGGUUAUGCCAACACUUUGAGGGAUGCAGCUCCCAAAAUGUAUAAGGAAGAAGGCUUAAAGGCAUUCUACAAGGGGGUUGCUCCUCUCUGGAUGAGGCAGAUCCCAUACACCAUGAUGAAAUUUGCCUGCUUUGAACGUACUGUUGAAGCAUUGUACAAGUUUGUGGUUCCCAAGCCCCGAAGUGAAUGUUCAAAGCCAGAACAGCUUGUUGUAACAUUUGUGGCAGGUUAUAUAGCUGGAGUUUUCUGUGCAAUUGUUUCUCACCCUGCUGAUUCUGUGGUAUCUGUGUUGAAUAAAGAGAAAGGUAGCAGUGCUUCUCAGGUCCUCAAGAGACUUGGAUUUAAAGGUGUGUGGAAGGGACUCUUUGCUCGUAUCAUCAUGAUUGGCACUCUGACUGCACUGCAGUGGUUCAUCUAUGACUCUGUGAAGGUCUACUUCAGACUGCCUCGUCCUCCUCCACCUGAGAUGCCAGAGUCUCUGAAGAAGAAGCUCGGGUUAACUCAGUAAAUAGAUCAAAGCAAAUAUGGACUGAAUCUGCUUACUGAUCGGUGUUGAGGAAAGUCAAAAGGAACUUUUAUAUAUUUGACAGCGUAGGAAAUUGUCUAUUCCUGAUAUAAUUACUGGUAGUACCCUUGCCUAAGGCAGGAGUUUCAAAUUUACUGUCGCAAUAAACCCAACUGUUGAUGAUU